AGCAGGGUGAAGUAUGGCUGGGGCCACAUGCAGAAGAGGUGGGCUAGGGAGCUAGCCUUCUCAAGCAGCAGCUUCAACCACCGCCCAUGAGAGCAGGUGUAACCUACCUGGAAGACAUCCUCAUCCUUCAAAAACAUGCUGCAGGGAUGCCACCAUGCGUGUCUGCUCUGGGAAGUUCCGAAAGAAUCAGUCCAGGCCAGAAAAUUUCUCCUCACCCUUCUUUCGCUCACAGUAUGGAUAGAGCAGGCUGUGCAGGCACAAGUUACCGAGAAGAUGCUGGCCCUGAACGUCUAUCUGCUCUUGUGGGUAUUUGGCUGCAUUCAUUUUAUAGAUGCUGAGACCAUAACUGCAUCUCUCACUAGAGGAGGCCCAGCAGAUACUACAGCCACGCCACGAAUCACAGCCGGCGUCACAGCAGGUAUCAUUUCCUCACCAUCGCCAGUCCCUGCAGGCCAGAACCACAGCUCAGCUUCAAAUGUGUUGACUUUAAUUACACCAACUCCUAGGCCCUCAAAGCAGACAACAACAGGCCAUCUGUCUGGCCCACCUGACGGAAAAUCAAAAUCGGCAUCAACAUCAGCUGCAGUUGGUGCUUCGAAACAAGUGACCUCUACAACCAUCGCCUCUGACUGGAGCACAGGACCUUCCCUCCCCGACCCUGCCCCAACGGAGGAGAAAUCAGCUCUGACGAUGGCAGCGUUUGGUGUCAUCAGCUUCAUAGUCAUCCUGGUAGUUGUUGUUAUCGUCCUGGCCAGCGUGGUCAGUCUGAGAUUCAAGUGUAACCGUUCCAAAGAUGCAGAAGAUAAACAGAAGCCGGGGAGCUCCGUGGUAUCUGAAAGUUGCUCUCCUGCUACAGCCAAGGACAGCAUCACUCUGAUCUCCAUGAAGAACUUAAGCAUGAACAACAGUACAAGUUACCCCUCUUCGGAAAAGGUGUUAUGAAGACAAUGACAUGACAGGAGCCAUGAGGAAACACUACUAGCUAAUCAGCGCUGACUUUCUAUUUUGGCAGGGGGAGGCAUUCCCUUUAUAAGUUAUUACAUCCUUUCCAAUCAAUAUAUUUACUCUAAAAUCAAGCUCAAUAACCCGAUGUGGGUCAUAAGAGUUUUCUCCAGCUGGAGCCAGCCUCUCACCAAUAGGCAUACCAAUUUCAGUGUAUUUUAGCAGCUCCUAGGGGGAGGAGAGCCAAACCUACAACUUCACCAAUGAUACAGGCUGCUCCUUUAAUGACCCUUUGGCAUCUGUGGCAGACAAUCAUUGGCUUGCCCCACAGCUGAUCACAAACAUCCCAGUUCAGCUUUGCACUGAAAGGCAUGAUCCAAAGC
This is a messenger RNA of Mauremys mutica (yellowpond turtle), 1325 nucleotides long. It is a transcript of the gene ECSCR, whose product is annotated as endothelial cell surface expressed chemotaxis and apoptosis regulator. Gene Ontology annotation, biological process: positive regulation of endothelial cell apoptotic process; negative regulation of angiogenesis; positive regulation of proteasomal protein catabolic process. Bases 136 to 942 code for a protein of 268 amino acids. Lineage: Eukaryota; Metazoa; Chordata; Testudines; Geoemydidae. Gene Ontology annotation, cellular component: plasma membrane; cytosol. The transcript has 12 exons. The record is from RefSeq and is a predicted model, not a curated record.